Bombina bombina (fire-bellied toad) is the source of this 586-nucleotide messenger RNA. Its product is annotated as fatty acid-binding protein, liver-like. Gene Ontology annotation, biological process: fatty acid transport. Gene Ontology annotation, molecular function: fatty acid binding. The transcript has 4 exons. NCBI's taxonomy places the organism in Eukaryota, Metazoa, Chordata, Amphibia, Anura, Bombinatoridae. The record is from RefSeq and is a predicted model, not a curated record. The coding region runs from base 114 to 497 and encodes 127 amino acids. Gene Ontology annotation, cellular component: cytosol; nucleus.
GAAAUUAUUUCACUGGUGACCAGAUUGAGCAAUAAGAAAAAACAGUUAGAAGGAGUUGAUGUUUGGGUAUCUGUAUCUUACUCACUACCUACAAACACUGAAAACCUUCAACAAUGGCAAUGACCGGAAAGUAUGAGCAGGUAUCAAAUGAAAACGUUGAACCUUUUAUGAAAUUCUUUGGUCUUUCCGAUGAAUUGAUCCAGAAAAUCAAGGUUUCGAAGAAUAUUUAUGAGAUUGUGCAGAAUGGCAAACAUUUCAAGUUAACAGCAACCACAGGGGACCAUGUUCAACAUAACGAAUUUACAAUUGGUGAGGAGGCUGAGAUACAGAUCCUAACAGGGGAGAAGUUUAAGACUGUUGCCCAACUUGAAGGUGAUAAUAAAUUGAUCUUAGAUCUCAAGGGAAUCAAAUCUAUUACCGAACUAUCUGGAGACACUCUAACUAAUGUUAUGACGAUGGGAGACAUCACCUGCAAGAGAAUCCUCAAGAGAAUUUGAGAGAAGCUCAAUACUCUUACUUUUACUAUAAAAUAAUGCAGUUUGUAUAUAAAUUAAUAAUAAUAAUAAUAAAAAAAAAAAUGAAUUUC